This is a messenger RNA of Rhodotorula graminis WP1, 1389 nucleotides long. RefSeq lists its product as uncharacterized. Gene Ontology annotation, cellular component: Swr1 complex. Gene Ontology annotation, molecular function: nucleosome binding. The record is from RefSeq and is a predicted model, not a curated record. The coding region runs from base 16 to 1341 and encodes 441 amino acids. The transcript is spliced from 11 exons. Lineage: Eukaryota; Fungi; Basidiomycota; Microbotryomycetes; Sporidiobolales; Sporidiobolaceae.
CUUCCCCUCAUCGCGAUGGAGCAAGCCCAGCCGUCCCCGAUCCUCAUCCUGGACAAUGGCGCCCACACUAUCAAGGCCGCAUGGGCUCAACCUGGCGCAGGGCCGUCUGCCACACCGCCUGUCGUACAGGUCUACCGCAACACGAUCGCGCGCAGCAAGACGGCGAAGCGCAGCUUUGUCGGCGACGAGCUCACGGACGAGUGCGACGACUUUGGCGGGUUGACCUUUCGCGUCCCGAUGGAGAGGGGAAUCCUCAACAACUGGGAGGUCGAGAAGACCGUGUGGGACCGUGUCUUUGGACACCGAGGGCGAGGCUUGCAGAUCUCGCCGCAAGAGACCAACUUGCUCGUCACCGAGCCCAUGUUCAACCUGCCCAACGUCCAGGAGCACUACGACCAGAUGAUCUUCGAGGACUACGACUUUUCGAGCUACCUUCGGUGUCCUGCACCCGCCCUCAUCCCGUAUGGCGCCGACGCACGAGGAGACCCGCACUACCCUACGCCGCCCCCAGAAUGCGUCCUCGUCGUCGACGCCGGCUUCAGCUUCACGCACGUUGUGCCCGUCUUGCGAGGAGCGAUCGUCAGCCACGCUGCUCGUCGGAUCGACGUCGGCGGCAAGCUCCUGACCAACUACUUGAAGGAAAUCGUCUCGUACCGCCACUGGUACAUGAUGGACCAGACCGCCGUCAUGGAGUACGCCAAGGAGCAGACGUGUUACGUGUCGACGCAGUGGGACCACGACUGGGAGGCGGCAAACCGGCCGACAAACCCGAUCGUGCGCACCUUUGUCCUGCCCGACUUUACGCCCGGCUCGAAGAACAAGCUCGGCUACCCUGCGCCUGUGCCCGAGAAGGAAGAGGAGCAGCUGCUCCACCUGUGCAACGAGCGCUUCACGGUCCCUGAGGUGCUCUUCAACCCGACGACGAUCGACCUCAACCAGGCUGGACUCGCCGAGACGGUCGCGCUCGCCAUUGCCGCCCUGCCGCAGGAGGUCCAGGGCAUGUUCUGGGCCAACAUCGUCCUCGUCGGCGGCAGCGCACAGUUUCCUGGCUUUGCCGAGCGGCUGUGCAGCGACUUGCGCUCGUUCGCGCCGACCGAGUUCGACAUCCGGGUCACGCUCUCCUCCUCUCCGACCACCUCUGCCGCAGCCUCUGCCGCCGCGCACCUGUCGGCGCCCGCCCCGUCGCACUUCUCGCCGCCGCUCCAGCCCAACGCGUUCGUCACGCGGCAAGAGUACCAGGAGGGCGGCAGCAACGCGUGCAGGAGAAAGUUUGGCGUGUUCUACACCAAGGGCGGCGAGGACGAGGUGAGGAGGAAGGCGUUGUCGCCAGGGUGGCCGUAGCUGGGCGAGGGCGAGGGGCUCGAUGCAUUGAGACGAGGGUCUCGUGCA